AUGAUCAUUGAAGAUGAUGAGAAUACUCUAGAAAUUAUCACUAAUCUUAUAGGUCAAAUUCUUUUUAAAGAUAAAGGUGUACUUGACAAUGACAUGGAGAUUAUGGAUAAAGCCAUGCAAGAUCCAGUUUCUUCUGGCUUUCUCCCAUCCUUUGUUUUGGGUCUUUUUGCUCUAGUGAGCUGUCUCGCUGCUCAUAUCCUGUAUACUGUGGCCUUGAGCAUGGAGAAAUGGAAGGUAUUUGCUCUUUCGAAAGAGGAGGAGGAAGGUGUAGUCGCGGACGAAGAGGAGAUCAUCGAAGACGAAUCCAUUCAGCGUACACUCGCAGGGAAGCUAUGGACCGAGAGUAACUUCAACAUGCGAGCAUUCAAAACAACGAUGCUCAAUGCUUGGAAGCUGAAACACGCAGUGGAAGUUCAGGAUCUUAGUAAAAAUCUUUUUCUCUUCAAGUUUGGCUCAAAGAAAGAUAUGGAAUACGUUAUCAAAUCUGGACCUUGGAGCUUCGACAGAGCCUUGCUGGUUCUGAGACGAAUAUCAGGAGAGGAACAACCUUCAGAUCUGAACAUGCAUUUCAGUUCCUUCUGGAUCCGGGUUUACGACUUGCCACUCAUGCUCAGAUCUGAAACGAUGGCAAAGAAACUUGGAAACAUUAUUGGAACGUAUGAGGAAAUGGAUGUCAAGGAGGCGCACCGAAAUGGAAGGUUUCUGCGGAUUAAGGUUACUCUGAACCUGAAAGAACCCUUGAAGCGUGGAACGGUGGUCUCUUUUAAGGAAAAGAAAAUAAGGGUCCAUUUUAAAUACAAGAGAUUGCCAACCUUCUGCUUUGUCUGUGGGCGUAUGGGUCAUCAAAUUAAAGAUUGUGAAGCGGUUGAGGAUCUGAAUAAGGAAGGAUACGAGGAAUUAGAGGAGCAAGAUUUAGCUUUUGGGCAAUGGCUACGUGCUUCCCCUCUCCCUAAACAGAAUGAAGAGUUUAAGAGAAAGGAUUCAAGCUCCAGUCUUUGCAGCAGAGAACUUUUCAAUGUCUCUUCUAGUCAAAGUCGUUGUGAACAUAAAGGGAAAGGUGAUAGUGAGGAUCUCGAAGUACAACAAGAUAAUCAGACUUUAAACCAGCAAAAAGAUAGUGGUAAGAGUAGAGAGGAGAUUAAUGAUAGUCUGGUAGAUGUGGAGACGGUGGCAGAAUCCCUCGGAGCGGUUGCUUUAUCAACAGAGAAACUAGCUGUGUCCAAGGAGGUGGGAACUCAAAAGAGAAAGUGGGUAAGAAGAAAGACCAUAAAAAAUACCAAAGCGGCUGCAGGCCCGGCGGCCAAGCCAAAAUUAUCCAAACGACAACUUGUGGAUUUCAUGGUGGUAGAAGGCUCUCUUGAAGAUGUUGGUGAGGGAGAUAAGAAAAGGAAAUAA
This is a messenger RNA of Vicia villosa (hairy vetch), 1395 nucleotides long. RefSeq lists its product as uncharacterized. The coding region runs from base 1 to 1395 and encodes 464 amino acids. Lineage: Eukaryota; Viridiplantae; Streptophyta; Magnoliopsida; Fabales; Fabaceae. The transcript is spliced from 2 exons. The record is from RefSeq and is a predicted model, not a curated record. Gene Ontology annotation, molecular function: nucleic acid binding; zinc ion binding.